AUGAAGAAGAACAACAGCAACACUGCAAGCACAAUCAUGCAAAUAGACCCGCAGGAAGGUCCCUUCCAAUUACACACUCUAUUAUCAGACUUACCGCCAAAUUUAUCAUUCUCAGCAUGCGAAGGUUACGAGAACCAUCUAUAUUUGGGUACCACCAAGGGUGAUCUACUUCAUUAUUUCGAAAUUGAACCAAAUAACUACAUCCUCAUAUCAGAGACAAAAUUCUCUCCAUCCACAGACUCCAAAAUUACUAAAAUCGUACUGUUACCACUAAUUGAAAGAGCUCUCGUAUUAAAUAAUGAAGGUCAAUUGAUUCUGUUUCUUCUACCAGAAUUCGCACCUGUACCCAACACUUCACCCAUUCAAAACGUUACUGAUCUCACAAUAUUCCAUUACUCCAAGAGAUCAAACAUUUACAGGAUAACCAUCGCUACCAAAAACGCUCUACAAUUAUGGAAAGUUUCAACCACCCAGGGAAUCAUUCAAAGCAGCAAGAAUCUCAUUCAAUUCAAGAAUUGUAGCCACAUCUUACAACAUGAGGAAAUUCUCAUCAUGGCAAGAUCAAAUAAUUACGAAAUUAUCAAUUUGAAAAAAUUAAAUGCAAACGUAUUACCAUUAUUCCAUGUAUUUGAACCCACCCCUGCAUCACCGACCCUCACCCCCGUCAUGUGCUCCAUUAACAGCAAGGAAUUCCUGGUGUGUUCUGGAGGGAAUGACCCCAAUGAUAACGCAAUGGCUCUCAUUGUGAACCAUAAGGGUGACAUAUCCCAGGGAACAAUAGUAUUGGAUAAGUAUCCAACAGAGAUCGCUGUCCAAUACCCUUACAUCCUGACCAAUUAUGACGGGUCCAAAGUACAAGUUAAUAAAUUAUUGAACAUCAACGAUGACUCGAACCUCCCGAUACAAACAAUCUCCUCCUCUUCUGAAAGCGAUCUACGUAUCGCGAGGCUGACCGCUACUUUCCAUAAUGAUGAAAUCAUGGAUCCAAAGGACAAAGAAUUGAUUGUCGAGAAAUUGAAGUUGGUCCCCAUGCUUAACAAGGAUAUCGAACUCACUUUACAAAGGGAGAAAUCUUACGUGGAGGAAAAUUUACAACAAGUUUCAUCACUUGUAUGCUACGGUCAUCAGGGGAUCCAUGUCCUCUUCAAGAAGCCUAUCAUAUUACAAAUGCAUAAUAAAUUCAAUGAGGAGGAAAUCUCCAUCUUGGAAAAUUAUCUAUCGGAAAUGGAGGAUAAAUAUCGUGCUACAAUGACCAAAUACGAGGACAUUGAAUGCAAGUAUCUUACCUUGAUGGAGUUGUUAUUGAUUCUAUUACAUUGCGAUACCAUUGAUGAAAUUGUCAUUAAGAAGUGGUCCACGAAAUCAGGGACCACAGAUAUAAGAAUAUUGUUGUAUAUAUUGAACAUGGAAAUAUACGGAAAUAUUUGGACUUUCCAUGGGUUGGAACCCUUGAUAAACAAUUUAAAGGAAUUGAAACUGAUACAUAAAUGUAAUAAGGGUAUCCCAUGGUUAUUGAAAUUAUUGAAAAAAAAUUUAAAAUCCACAAAUAACGAUUUUAGCAACAUUUCCAAGACCAUAGAUAUAAACUUUUUACAAUUUUACUUAAAGGAUGACACUCUUAACUUUGAUAUUAACAAUUUUGAAACGGAAAACUUUCCUGAAAUUAUAGACAUAUUAAAGAAACAAGAUGAUGCUUCCAAGUAUUCUCCCAUUUUACUGCAAAUAUACCAAAGGAAACAAAUGUUUAUGGAAUACAUGGACCUCUUGAAGAAAGACAGCAAAUUGGAUAAGCUGUUUCAAUACAUAGAAACCAACAUCAACCAAUUACCAAAAGAUUACGUCCAUGGUCCACAAUUGUUCGAUGAUUUGGCACUCAUUUUGAAUGAUAAGCAGGACGACACAACAAAGGAUCAAAUUAAUCAAAUGUUUAAAAUAUUAAACUCCAUGGAUAUUGACCCACAUGAGCUUAUUUCAAGAGUACAGGAUAACAUACCCGUAAAGGUAAUGAUUAUUGAACAAUUGGGAGUAAAAGAUAGUCACGAUAAGAAAUUCAUAAUUGAAUAUUAUUUAACUAAAUUGGAAGAAACCAUUCAACAAAAUAAUCUAUGGACACAAUUGAAUUCAUUCUUAAAUGAAUAUAAACAAGAUUUAAAAUAUGAUAAGGUCAAUUUUAUCAGCUUCAUCAACGUCAAAUUACAAUAUAAUGAAAAUUUUGAAAAUUUCUUGAUUUACUUCAAUCACAUCAAAUUAAUAAUUACAAAUUCCAUUGAACAGGACAAUGACAAGACAUUCAUCUCUGGAUUAUUCAAUGAAAUUUCCAAAUUUGAUAAUAAUAAUAUUCUAACAUUCCUCUUAUUACCAUCACCCGCCACCACCAAUCAAACAAUUUUAACCAAUGAGCAGAUAUUAACCAUAUUAUUAAAUUGCAACGAUUUUAUGACCAUUGAACAAUAUUUAACUAAAGAAAAUUUAAUCUCAGUGAUGAAACAUUACAUCCAAAUGCAUAAGAAAAUAUACUCAAUUAGUCUGGUCACUAAUUUAUUAACUCGAAAUAUUAAUUUUCUACUGAAUGAUUCAGAUCAAUUUUUAAAUAUUCUAAGAGAGUUACCUCAAGAGUACCCAUUAACUAACUUGUUUGAAAUCUUAUUCCCCAUAGUCAACAGACUUGAUACGAAAACCCAAAACUUAGCAUUACAAAAGGCAUUAUUGAAAGCAGAGCUUGCCAAUACAAAGGAAAUGAUUAACAAUUUACAAAUUGAAUAA
Molecule: messenger RNA, 2763 nt
Organism: Naumovozyma castellii
Lineage: Eukaryota; Fungi; Ascomycota; Saccharomycetes; Saccharomycetales; Saccharomycetaceae
Gene: VPS3
Product: CORVET complex subunit VPS3
Exons: 1
Coding region: 1-2763 (920 amino acids)
Source: RefSeq, a predicted model, not a curated record